AUGGACAUCGAAUUCUGCAAAGGGAAUGAAUCGAUCGAAAUCGUCCGCGAUUACGUCCAUCUUCUGGGACGGCAGAGCGGCGACUGCGGAAGGCAGUGCUCCUUGACGUCCGGCACCGCAGACGCGUGCGACAUCUGGCUUGUUUUCGUGGAGUUACUGCAUUGUAAGAUGGCUGUCGCUAUUGCUGGCCAAGAAUUUACAACAAAAGAUGCAGUGUGUUUUCAAAGUUCGGGUUUUUUGACAGUUGGGAAGAAGUCCUCACCUGCUAAGUUGGUGAUGCUUACCAUCUUCAUGAAUACCUGCCUGUGUAGUGGAUCUCCUGAUAAACUUGAGUGGUUCUGGGGUGCUCGGGUUGAGAUGCAACAGGCUCACCUUGAGAUGCAAGAGCAACGGACUCAGGGGACUCAUCAGAAUGGUGUAGUGGUAGACUGUGAGGAGCACAAAGAGAAUGUGAAAAAAGCCUCCAUGGUUAAUAGUCAACCCUCAGCUGAUGAGUCCCCCAAUCUCACCCCAGUUCAGUAUGAUGCAGUCAGACUGGUUGGUCAAUAUCUCCUGGAACUGGGAUUGCACCGAUCAGUGGACUUGCUCAUGGCAGAGUCAGGCUGUCGUCUGGAUCAUCCAGCAGCAGCCAAGUUCAGGCAGCAUGUGAUGAAUGGGGAAUGGGCAAAAGCAGAAGCUGAUUUGAUAGAGAUAAGCCCUUUUCUCAAAGCUCCUCAAGAUGUCACAAAAAUGCGUUUCCUCUUGCUGGAGGAGAAGUUUUUGGAAUUGGCUGAGGAGCAUCGAACUGUUGAGGCUUUGAACUGCUUGAGAAGAGAACUCAGUCCCUUAGGAUAUAAUACAGAGCGCCUUCAUCAACUAGCAAGUUGGCUGAUGUGUGGUGGGGGAGAGGAGCUAAGACAAAGUGCCAGUUGGUCAGGACGAGGCCAACAUUCACGGAGUCAUUUGAUGGAAGAACUCCAAGCAUUUCUCCCUCCUGCCAUCAUGUUACCUCCUCAGCGUCUCAAGACCCUCUUAGACCAAGCCAUUGAAUUCCAAUGUGAAAGAUGCCUCUAUCAUAACACUUCUGCAUCAGUUCAAAGCCUCCCUUCAUUCACCCUCCUCACAGAUCAUGUUUGCUCCAAGGAACAGUUCCCAUGUGAAACCAUUCAAACCUUGGCUGACCACAGUGAUGAGGUCUGGUUUUGCCUCUUCUCUCCUGAUGGAAGGACAUUGGCAACUGGUUCCAAAGACACAACCAUUAUUUUGUGGGAUGUUGAAUCAGAGUCCCUGACAGUCAGACACAAGAAAACGUUAGAUGGACAUGGGUAUGGAGUCGCAUACAUGGCAUGGAGCCCUGAUUCUCGGUGGCUGGCUGCCUGUGGAUCUGAUGAAUCAUCAGAAGUAUGGAUUUGGGAUGCUGAGUCAGGAGACUUGAAGGUUAAAGUAAACCAGUCACCUGAUGAUUCUCUCACCUGUGUGGCCUUCCAUUCAUGCUCAACCAAAUUUGUCACUGGGGGCACUAAGGGCCAAUUUUACCAAUGUGAUAUUGACGGAAACAUCCAUGACACAUGGGAGGGAGUAAGAGUACGAGCCUUGUGGUGCAAGGGUGAUGGGAAAACAGUAUAUGCUGCUGACACCCAUCAUCGCAUCCGUGGAUACAUACUCGAGGAUCUCAGGGAUUUUCCUGUUCUUCAAGAGGACCAUGCCAUCAUGUCUCUGCAUGUGAGCUCAGACUGCCGCCUUGCUCUUGUCAAUGUCUCCAAUCAAGGAGUGCAUUUGUGGGACUUGGAUAAUAAGGCUCUCCUCAGGAAGUUUCAAGGACCCACACAAAGCCUCUACACAAUCUAUUCCUGCUUUGGGGGACUGAAUGAAGCCUUUGUGGCAAGUGGAAGUGAAGGUGCUUGA
Molecule: messenger RNA, 1884 nt
Organism: Darwinula stevensoni
Lineage: Eukaryota; Metazoa; Arthropoda; Ostracoda; Podocopida; Darwinulidae
Source: the annotation of a GenBank genome assembly